Penicillium mononematosum is the source of this 2040-nucleotide messenger RNA. RefSeq lists its product as uncharacterized. Bases 1 to 2040 code for a protein of 679 amino acids. The transcript has a single exon. The record is from RefSeq and is a predicted model, not a curated record. Lineage: Eukaryota; Fungi; Ascomycota; Eurotiomycetes; Eurotiales; Aspergillaceae.
AUGGUUGGGGACAUGGGAAGCAGUCUAAUGAACGAACGAGGCUACGACAGUGAUGCCCAGUGCAUUGGGAGUCCUCAGCAUUCCGAUCAUAUGAAAGCGUCACCCAGAAGCCCGGCGGUUCGCAGAAUGGGGUUACGUGAUCUAAUAGAGCACAGUCGUGAGCGAAACGACUUGGAGAUGUGGGCGGGUUCCGCAAGCUAUGAUCAACCCGACUCCCCGGGAACUCCCUUUGGGAUGCAUUAUAUACCCACGCCAACAGGAAGUUUGAGGGGGCACUCAGCCCAUCCUAACUCUGCAACCGAAGGCACAGGUAGCCAGUCCGUGCCUUCAUUCAACAAUGGGCGGUCGGGCGAUCAAGACACGUUCACGAAAGCUCUCCCAAGUCUCCCUGCCAGUCAAGAAGAAUCAGCUCCAGCAAGCCAAGAUUGUCUCCGAUCUCGAGAAGGCUUCAUAGGCAGCAGCCGUGAGAAUCUUCAAAAUCUUGUGCCUAACUGGACUCAGUACGUGGGAUCAAAUCCCAACGAUCGUCGCGCAGCAUCUUCAGCGUCGCUAGCCAGGGAAGAUCGGGGCAUUAUGGUUUCGAAAACACGACAACAAACAAGCUCUCCCAGGACACACUCUGAGACCCGAGUACCGCAUCUUGGUGAUCUAGACCUUUCGCACAGACUCGCAGGGACAAGCAUGGGGUCCGGGCCGCCAUCAACUAACCCAUCCAUGUUGGAACUGCCACGUGCGAAUAGGUAUGGGCCACAAAUGGCAUCACAAGAGAACUUUCAAUCUCAUGAGAAAUCUGGAACAUCGGAAAAUGUGGGAUCGGAGUCCCAGAAGCAAGCUACGUCUCAUCAACGAGACGCGUCCUCUUUCUAUUCGCAUCAAAGCAGUAACCCUUCACAUGGGGCAUCUGCCGUUCAAUCCCUGAAAAUCCACGCUGCAAAUGCAAUGGAUAGUUUACCCAAUAUCCAUGCACAAAUGGCAGUUGAGACUGGUUCCGUCCAUAAUGAACGGGAACCAGGUGGCGAGGUUGUGAAAAGCGAGUUUGUUGAGCAACUUGAUGCGGCAAAUUGGGGAACACCCCAGGUUCAAGGCACUUCCAAUGGCGCCAGCGGUGCGGGUCCACAUCGCAGAGUCAGUCCUGGCUGGAUGACCGGGGGCCGACGAAUGGGCUACGGGUAUAGCUUGGUGGAUAAUGCUGACGAUCUCCCACCAACAACUGGAGGGAACAGCAGUCCAUUCCCAAACGGGGAGUGGCACAGGGACACUUCGGGACCCAGGUCUGACAGCCGAUGGUCUCCUAUGAACACGAGUCCUACAAAUACCAAAGGGGAACCCAUUUUGACACCAACGAUGUGGGCCAAAAUGAAGAGCCAAUCAGUUCGAGGUAAUCGUCACGCACCGCUGGCGGUGGAUUUGGCUGGUGAAGGAAUGGCUGCAGAGGAAGCCCGCCAUGGAAGUUCAAUUCGCCCGCAGCACAUUGAGUCGCCAACUUCUGCAAAGACGCCUACUUCUGCAGCCAGCUUCUAUAUCGAAGACGUGGAUGAGACGUUCUUAAGUCGAUGGGCGAAGGCCAGCCGUUCCACACGUAAACAACCACAAGCAAACAAGUACCACGAUUCAGCCCAUGGGCGCACUGUCUCUUCUCCGGAUGCUUCACCACUUGGUGAACGCCGCUCCUCGGUGGAUCAGACUGACUACCGACCCUCCGUGUACUUCGAUCCGUCGAAUGACAGGAGUGCAGACAGAUUGAAUAGAGUACCUUCCCGCUCACGUAGUGGACGUUGGUUAUUAAAGUUCUCCAGAAACAGGGAAAGCAAGAAACGCUCGAACCUCCCUGCAAAAGCAGCAUCUCAGGAAGAACCAUCUCAAGAGUCGCCAGUACAGUACGAAGAGCGUCCGUCGAGUGAUCUAGGACGAGCAGAUUCUACCAGAAGCGAUGCAGCAGAAGAGCUCGCGAGUGCGUAUCAGGAGUGCAUUGGGAUGCCUGGGGCGUUUUAUGGAAGCCGGUGGGCGAGCCGAACAAGUCUGGUGGUGGAAGCGGAGUGA